This is a messenger RNA of Micropterus dolomieu (smallmouth bass), 1821 nucleotides long. It is a transcript of the gene ino80b, whose product is annotated as INO80 complex subunit B. Gene Ontology annotation, cellular component: Ino80 complex. The transcript has 6 exons. The record is from RefSeq and is a predicted model, not a curated record. NCBI's taxonomy places the organism in Eukaryota, Metazoa, Chordata, Actinopteri, Centrarchiformes, Centrarchidae. Gene Ontology annotation, biological process: chromatin remodeling. Bases 299 to 1309 code for a protein of 336 amino acids.
CUUCCGUGUUGUUAGCUUAGUCGUGCUAACUACGAGGGGACAAACUGUAGCGUUAGUUUAAUUUUUAAUUUGCUGCGGUUAAAUUUGCUCCAGGUUUGCAGACGGAGCCACGUUUGUCCCCAUUCAAGCCCGUAACUUAUGUCUAAUUUGCUGGUAUGGUACUUCUAACGUUAGCUGUAACGUUAAAAGUUGAAUUAACCGGCUAAAUAAGAGACAGGUCUGUUUUCAACAAGAGCUCUCUGCUGCUAUGUAGAGCUGCGGACUGGCUGUCCUGUCCUCGGUGUCUGCAUCCGUUUCAAUGGGGAAAAGGAAAGACAUGAUUCACCCCAGGUUCCUUGGUGAGGGCAACUCGAGCCUGCACAGCGUUCACAAGCGCAAACAUAAAAAACACAAGAAGCACAAGAGAAAGCACCACAACUUCGCGGAGGCCCCGCAGCCCGAGCCUGUCGUCUUUCCUCGGCCUCCUCCGCAGCUCCGGCUCAAGAUCAAACUGGGAGGUCAGACGCUGGGGACCAAGAGCGUUCCCACCUUCACUGUGCAUCCUGGUGUGGCUUGUCCUCCCUCUCCUUUGAUGAUCAUUGAUAAUGAUGUUGACGACGACGACGAUGAGGAUGACGAUGAGGACGACGAUGAGCCCUCUGUGCCGCUGGAGCAGUAUCGGGCCUGGCUAGAUGAAGACAGCAACCUGGCCACGUCCCCCAUGCCGGACAUGGACUCAGACUCCAUGCCGAGCAGGCCUGUGGACGAGGAGGAGCGGUGGCUGGACGCUUUGGAGAAGGGAGAGCUGGACGACAACGGGGAGCUGAAGAAGGAGGUCGACGAGUCUCUGCUGACAGCCAGACAGAAAGCCCUGCUGCACAAGCAGCAGAGCCAGCCUCUCCUGGAGCUCCCCAUGGGCUACAAGGAGAAAGAGAUGACCGCGGAGAUGAUGCAGAAGCGGGAGGAACGGGCCCGAAAGAGGCGCCUGCAGGCCGCCAAGAAGGCCGAAGAGAACAAGAAUCAGACGAUAGAGAGACUGACGAAAACCAGCAAGGCCAAGAUCAAAAGCAUGAAAGACAGGAAGUCCAAGAUGAGUCAAUGUCCCAUGGUCCGGUACAGCGACUCUGUCCAGGGCCUGACCAUCUCCUUCCCAACAGGGGUCCCCGCUCCUGCCCCGACGCCUCCCUGUCCUCCACCGGCAGCUCAGGCAAACUGCGGAGUCAGCGGCUGCACUAACCUCAAGAAGUACUCCUGCUCAAAGACCGGGGUCCCCCUCUGCAGCCUCGAGUGUUACAAGAGGAACCCGCUGCUUGUUCAGAGUGCAGUGUGAGCUUAACAGGGCCGAAUAUAUUUCAAAUGGACGCAGAUAUAGUUCUGUUUGUACCACGCUGCGAUGUGACGGCGGUUUACGUUACAUGGACGCCCGUGGCUAAACAGACAUGGGAGGUAUAAUUUGAACUUAACACUUUAAACAUAAAUCUUUUCAGGACUCAGAAUCUGAGUGCCAGUGUGGAUUUACUUUUAAUCUACUUUUUAAUUGGCUGUAUCAUCAUAAUAAUGGUUUUCCCUGCAGUGAUGCUGGUUACACAAUUCAACUAUGUAUGUUGUAAAAUGUUUAGAGAUAAAAAUGUGUGUACCAGUCAUCACACACACAAUAUUUAUUAUUUCCAUCUGAGGAGCCUCCUCAAAUAUUUUUGUAUAUGUCCUGAGAAAGAGUAGCAUUGUUUCCACUUUUUAUUUUGUCAACAAUGUGAAAAUAAUGUUAAGAGCCUGACAAAGGUCGUCAACAAAAAGCUAAUUGUCUUUUGAAAGAAUAAAAGAGAAACUGCAUUGCUUCUUUAA